Impatiens glandulifera is the source of this 454-nucleotide messenger RNA. RefSeq names its product MADS-box protein AGL42-like. The annotation marks the transcript as partial. Gene Ontology annotation, molecular function: DNA-binding transcription factor activity. The transcript has 6 exons. Gene Ontology annotation, biological process: regulation of DNA-templated transcription. The record is from RefSeq and is a predicted model, not a curated record. Gene Ontology annotation, cellular component: nucleus. NCBI's taxonomy places the organism in Eukaryota, Viridiplantae, Streptophyta, Magnoliopsida, Ericales, Balsaminaceae.
UAUAGAGAAGACGAUAAAGCUAUACAAGGAAUACAGGAAGGAUCAGAAGCUUGAUGAAACCAACAGACCCAUCAUGGAUCACCACCAUAUUCAGCUUCUGAAAUCUGAAUCAGCACAUAUGGCUGGAAUGAUCCAGUUUCUGGAAUCCACUCAACGGAGACUUCUGGGACAAAGUAUUGAUUCAUACUCGCUUGAAGAACUGAAUGAAAUGGAUGCCCAAAUGAACCGAAGCUUACACAAAAUUCGUACAAGAAAGGAACAUCUGUUCAAAGAGCAAGUAGAGAAGCUAAAGCAAAAGGAGAGGGAAUUGCUGGAAGAAAAUGCAAGAUUAUGUCUAGAGUGUGGGAAGAAGCCAUGGGAGAAAAUAGACAAGGAAGCAACAGCAAGUGAUCAUGACAUGAGUAGCCAAAGUUCAGAGGUCAUGACUGAGCUGUGUCUCCACACCCGUGCCUGA